Messenger RNA from Pseudophryne corroboree (corroboree frog), 5484 nucleotides. RefSeq names its product regulatory associated protein of MTOR complex 1 (gene RPTOR). NCBI's taxonomy places the organism in Eukaryota, Metazoa, Chordata, Amphibia, Anura, Myobatrachidae. The transcript is spliced from 35 exons. Gene Ontology annotation, cellular component: TORC1 complex; cytoplasm. Gene Ontology annotation, molecular function: protein binding; protein-macromolecule adaptor activity. The coding region runs from base 273 to 4361 and encodes 1362 amino acids. The record is from RefSeq and is a predicted model, not a curated record. Gene Ontology annotation, biological process: cellular response to amino acid stimulus; regulation of autophagy; TORC1 signaling.
CAGGCUGAUACUGACUCAUCCCCUGUCACAUCUCCUAACCAAAAUACUUGUCACUACCGCAAGAUCCACUAUGACCGGCCGGCCGCGUACUGAUAGUGAAAACAAAAAAAAUGUAAACCCCGCAUUUGUAUUCUCGCCUUCCCAGCUUGUCCCUUGCCAGCUGCCGUCUCUGCAAUGCAUGCUGGGUGCUCGCAAUAUGGCGACGUCCGUACCGCUGAGCUGAGCAGCUUUCCGUGUUUGGUUCCAUAGGGCAGAGCGGGAGAGACCGCGGGAUGGAGCUGCAGAGCCCCGCGCUGGGCCUCGGGGAGGAUGAGGAGACCGAGCUCAGCGACUGGAAUCUGCCGGCCGCCUUCAUGAAGAAGCGGCACUGUGAGAAGAUCGAGGGCUGCAAAUCCCUGUCGCAGAGCUGGAGAAUGAAGGACAGGAUGAAAACGGUCAGUGUGGCUCUUGUGCUGUGUCUCAACGUAGGCGUAGACCCUCCGGAUGUGGUAAAGACCACCCCAUGUGCCCGUUUGGAGUGUUGGAUUGAUCCUCUUGCUAUGGGUCCCCAGAAAGCUCUGGAAACCAUUGGAGCCAACCUGCAGAAGCAAUAUGAAAACUGGCAGCCACGGGCUAGGUACAAGCAAAGUCUAGACCCCACAGUGGAUGAGGUGAAGAAGCUCUGCACUUCCCUGCGAAGGAAUGCCAAGGAAGAGCGAGUGCUAUUCCACUACAAUGGGCACGGAGUACCACGCCCCACCGUCAACGGGGAGAUUUGGGUUUUUAAUAAAAAUUACACACAGUACAUCCCCCUUUCCAUAUAUGACCUACAGACCUGGAUGGGAAGUCCCUCUAUCUUUGUGUACGACUGUUCCAACGCUGGACUCAUCGUGAAGUCAUUCAAGCAAUUUGCAUUACAGAGAGAGCAGGAGCUUGAGGUUGCUGCCAUUAAUCCUAGCCACCCACUGGCACAGAUGCCUUUGCCACCUUCCAUGAAGAAUUGCAUUCAGCUGGCUGCAUGUGAUGCCGCGGAACUGCUACCCAUGAACCCAGACCUUCCUGCUGAUCUCUUCACUUCCUGCUUAACCACGCCAAUCAAAAUAGCACUGAGAUGGUUUUGCAUGCAGAAAAGCGUCAAAUUGGUGCCUGGUGUCACCCUGGACCUCAUUGAGAAGAUUCCUGGGCGUUUGAAUGACAGAAGGACGCCUCUAGGAGAGUUAAACUGGAUCUUCACAGCAAUUACUGACACUAUAGCGUGGAAUGUUCUGCCAAGAGACCUGUUCCAGAAGCUAUUCCGGCAGGACCUUCUUGUCGCCAGCCUCUUCCGCAAUUUCUUGUUGGCAGAAAGAAUCAUGAGGUCUUACAACUGCACGCCAGUGAGCAGCCCCAGGUUGCCCCCUACAUUCAUGCAUGCCAUGUGGCAGGCGUGGGAUCUGGCUGUUGAUAUAUGUCUUUCUCAAUUACCUACUAUCAUUGAGGAGGGCACAGCAUUUCGUCAUAGUCCUUUCUUUGCCGAGCAGCUGACUGCAUUUCAGGUCUGGUUAACCAUGGGUGUUGAGAACAGAAAUCCUCCAGAACAGUUACCCAUUGUCCUUCAGGUGUUGCUGAGUCAAGUUCAUCGUCUCAGAGCCCUGGACCUGCUGGGUAGAUUUCUGGACCUGGGUCCAUGGGCAGUGAGCCUGGCCCUGUCUGUGGGGAUUUUCCCCUAUGUACUGAAAUUGCUGCAGAGCUCUGCUCGUGAGCUGCGGCCGCUGCUCGUGUUCAUUUGGGCCAAAAUCCUUGCAGUGGACAGUUCUUGCCAGGCAGAUUUGGUGAAAGAUAAUGGGCACAAAUACUUCCUCUCCGUUCUGGCAGAUCCAUACAUGCCGGCUGAACACCGUACAAUGACUGCUUUCAUUCUGGCUGUGAUAGUGAAUAAUUACACCACUGGGCAGGAAGCCUGCCUGCAGGGAAACUUGAUUGCCAUCUGCCUGGAGCAACUUAAUGAUCCUCACCCACUUCUCCGCCAAUGGGUUGCUAUCUGUCUAGGUCGAAUAUGGCAGAACUUCGAUGCUGCACGCUGGUGUGGUGUUCGUGACAGCGCUCAUGAAAAGCUUUACAGCCUCUUGUCUGACCCCAUUCCAGAGGUGCGCAGUGCAGCAGUCUUUGCUCUUGGAACCUUUGUGGGAAACUCAGCAGAGAGAACAGAUCAUUCCACAACAAUUGAUCACAAUGUGGCCAUGAUGCUGGCACAGCUCAUUAAUGAUGGCAGCGCAAUGGUCCGGAAGGAGCUGGUUGUUGCUCUCAGUCACUUAGUUAUACAGUAUGAGAGUAAUUUCUGCACGGUUGCACUUCAGUUCAUGGAAGAGGAGAAGAACUAUCCUCUCCCGUCUCCAGCUUCCAUGGAGGCAGGCAGUCUGACUCCUGUGCGAGAAGCACCCAGCACCCCUCGCUUACGAUCUGUCAGUUCCUACGGGAACAUCCGGGCUGUGACAACCCCUCGAAACUUGAACAAGUCUCUACAAAACCUCAGUCUGACGGAAGAGGGGGGCGGUAUUGCAGCGUUCUCUCCUGGGAAUCUUAGCACCAGCAGCAGCGCUAGCAGCACCUUGGGGAGUCCUGAUAACGAAGAGUACAUUCUGUCCUUCGAGACCAUCGAUAAGAUGAGACGUGUCAGCUCCUACUCCUCGCUCAAUUCUCUAAUAGGGGUUUCUUUCAAUAGUGUCUACACUCAGAUAUGGAGGGUUCUGCUUCACCUCGCUGCAGACCCAUACCCAGAAGCGUCAGACCUUGCCAUGAAAGUGCUGAACAGCAUUGCCUACAAGCUUCUUUCAGGAGUUUCAGGUUUACCUGUGUCUCCACAGGCUACGAUGAGCACUCGCCCCCAGCGCAUUUUGGAUGCUUCAUCUCUCACACAGUCUGCUCCCGCAAGUCCUACUAAUAAGGGGAUGCAUAUCCAGCAAGUGGGGGGAUCACCUCCCACUCCCAGCGCCAGCAGUUCCAGUCUUACCAAUGAUGUGACCAAACCAGCUGUCAGUAGGGAGCUGCCUUCUGCUCGGCCAGCCAAUGUGGGGGGGAACAUUGGUGUACAGUAUACUCCCCAUUCCCAUCAGUUCCCUCGUACCCGCAAGAUGUUUGAUAAAGGUCCAGACCAGACGGCAGAUGAUGGAGAUGAUGCUAUUGCCCAUAAAGGGUUCAUAUCUGGGUCACUGCAGACUGGAUUUGGUGACUGGAGUGCCAAGUACUUUGCUCAACCGGUUAUGAAGAUACCUGAAGAACAUGAUGCUGAGAGUCAAGUACGCAAAGAGCGGGAGUGGCGCUUCUUACGGAAUGCCAAGGUCAAGAAACAAGCACAAAACCUCCUACAAAAAGGCAUCACCAAGUUGGAUGAUCAGAUAUUUAUUAACCGAAAUCCAGGCGUUCCCUCCGUAGUGAAGUUUCAUCCAUUUACCUCUUGUAUCGCGGUUGCUGACAAAGACAGUAUCUGUUUCUGGGAUUGGGAGAAAGGAGAGAAGCUGGAUUACUUUCACAAUGGCAACCCACGUUAUACCAGAAUUACAGCCAUGGAAUAUCUAAAUGGACAAGACUGCUCUCUGCUGCUGAGUGCCACAGAUGAUGGUGCCAUACGAGUGUGGAAGAACUUUGCUGACCUAGAAAAGAAUCCCGAAAUGGUAACUGCCUGGCAGGGUUUAUCUGACAUGCUGCCAUCUACACGGGGACUGGCACGACGCGUCUCCAUUUAUCUUGACAGGAGUAAGCAAGGGGGGGCAGGUAUGGUAGUAGACUGGGAACAGGACACUGGGCUGCUCAUCACAUCUGGUGACGUACGAAUUAUCCGAAUAUGGGACACCGAUAGAGAGAUGAAAGUACAGGAUAUCCCCACAGGGGCAGACAGCUGUGUGACCAGCUUGUCUUGUGACUCUCAUCGCUCACUCAUCGUGGCUGGACUUGGGGAUGGCUCUGUGCGUAUUUUUGACCGCAGGAUGUCACAAAGUGAAUGCCGUGUUAUGACUUAUCGUGAGCACUCAGCAUGGGUGGUGAAAACACAUAUCCAAAAACACACAGAUGGCAAUAUCUUGAGUGUGAGCGUCAAUGGAGAUGUUCGCUACUUUGACCCUAGAUUGCCCGAAUCUAUAAACAUGCUGCAGAUAGUCAAAGGUUUGACAGCGCUGGAUUACCAUCCGCAGGCCAACCUGUUUGCAUGUGGUUCUAUGAACCAGUUUAUUGCUAUUUACAAUGGAAGCGGAGAGCUGAUCAGUAACAUAAAAUACUACGACGGAUUCAUGGGUCAGAGGAUUGGAGCCAUCAGCUGCUUAGCUUUCCAUCCACACUGGCCCCACUUAGCUGUUGGCAGUAACGAUUACUACAUGUCUAUAUAUUCGGUGGAGAAACGAGUCAGAUAGCCACUGGAAGGAGACACAGAGACUGACCUCUUGGCUUCCUCUCCUAGUCUUCCUGUGUUCAGACAAGAACCAUGACCUUGUGUGAUGACAUUCGGUUGUUGCUUCUCAGAACUUGAAGAUUUCUCUCUGAAUGGAAUGAAGAAAAAGAAGAAAUGACAGAACGAGGGUGUCUCCAUCCCCUUCUGUCUACUUCUCAUUCUUGUUUCUUGAUUUUCAAGCCAAGUGGAGGGGGAAGCUCUGUAAAUAUGACCACCCCAGAUUUGAGGUGGCAUGCAGGCAUUUUGUAUCUGUGAAAUCUGGUUUGAGUCCUUUAUCCUCCUUGCUGAUGUCACCAUUGCUUUUGGACACUGCUUAUUCUUGCAAUUUGAGGGUCCUUGCAUGGUAAUGAUUUGCUAAAUGCUUCAUGAUGUUCCACUGAAAAGGUGCCCCUCACAUGGAUCACUAAGGGUUUAAUCCCAAUAACCAGUCUCCCAGCCUCAACACACACAAAACAUCCUCGCCUGCCUUUAACCUUUCUGUGGUUUGAGAGACUAAUUCACAGUGUGUAACUAAACCAUACCGUUACGUGCCGGCUACUCAUUGAUUGGUUCAAAGCCCAUUUCAAACGAGAAGAAUUCUGUGCCAGCUUCUCAUUGAUUGGUUCAGAGCCCAUUUCAAAGGAGAACAAUUCUGUGCCUACUCCGUGUUGAUUGGUUCAGAGCCUAUUUGAAAGGAGAACAAUUAACAUAUCUUCUUUGCAGCCAACAUCACAUCCGUUCGGGACAGCACUGCUCCUUUUAUCUUUAUCUGUAAAACAUAAGGACAGUAGAAGUGAAAUGAAGAGAAGACCACAGUUUUGAAAAAUAUUUUUUAUUGACAAUUAAAAAUCCUCCACAAGUCAUUUUUGAGAUGCCGUGCUCAGGGCGCAGUAUAAAAUAGAAAACCCAAAUCAUCAGCAUCUAUUAAUGAACAUUUAGAUCUCACUAAAAGAUGUUAAAUAUGUAACACUGGGAACAUUUGACAGAUAUAUUUUAUACGACUGAGUGACUGCUCAUUCCUCAGUAUGUGUUAUAUUAACACAGUAUAUUGCUGACUUUCCCACUAGCUAGAACACCCCUCACGCAAAACUUACGAUGAUGAUGAU